Molecule: messenger RNA, 5836 nt
Organism: Struthio camelus australis
Lineage: Eukaryota; Metazoa; Chordata; Aves; Struthioniformes; Struthionidae
Gene: ADAMTS3
Product: ADAM metallopeptidase with thrombospondin type 1 motif 3
Biological process (GO): proteolysis; extracellular matrix organization
Cellular component (GO): extracellular matrix
Molecular function (GO): metalloendopeptidase activity
Source: RefSeq, a predicted model, not a curated record
UUAUGAGACGAGGAAGUUCAGGCCCGGCCGCGCAGACAGCCUUGCGGCCCCAGGCUGGUAAAGAACAAAAGAUCCAAACAGAAUUACCAAAAAGCAGACCAAGACCGUAUGGGUUAGUGAUUCCAAUCAGUACCAAUGCAGACGGAAGCUAUAUCUCCAAUAUCCUCUCUGCAAGUCAUCAAAGAAGAUCAACACGGGAGGUAUCCCAAAGCCCCAAACAACUGUAUUUUAAUGUCACUGCUUUUGGAAAGGAAUUCCAUCUCAGGCUGAAACCCAACACUCGUUUGGUGGCUCCCGAGGCAGUAGUGGAGUGGUACGAAGACUCUGUGGAAACUGGAAAUGGAAAUGACGCUGGCAACACAAGUCAGACUAGAACUGCUACAGAGAGGUUAUGGAAGAGAGAGCCCCUGUGGACCAACUGUGCUUAUGUUGGAGACAUAACUGACAUCCCUGGAGCUUCUGUUGCUAUUAGCAAUUGUGAUGGUCUGGCUGGAAUGAUCAGAACUGAUAAGGAUGAAUACUUCAUUGAGCCUUUGGAAAGAGGAAAGCAAAUGGAUGAGGAAAAGGGAAGAAUUCACAUGGUGUACAAGAGAUCAGCUGUGGUGCAACAUCCCGCUGACAUGCUUCCCGAUGUCCAUAGAGAAGAGUCUCUUCUUGGGGGCCUCGAGGACCUGAGUUCCCUGUACAGCAGCGUAGAGCAGCAACUGAACGAAACCCUGAGGCGGCGCAGGCACGCAGGAGACGACGACUACAACAUUGAGGUGCUCCUAGGUGUGGAUGACUCUGUCGUCCGAUUCCACGGCAAAGAACAUGUGCAAAACUACCUCCUCACCCUCAUGAACAUAGUGAAUGAAAUUUACCACGAUGAAUCCCUCGGUGUUCACAUAAAUGUCGUGCUGGUCCGAAUGAUCAUGUUAGGGUAUGCAAAGUCCAUUAGCUUGAUUGAAAGGGGGAAUCCCUCAAGAAGCCUGGAGAACGUUUGCCGCUGGGCAUAUCAGCAGCAGAAGUUGGAUCCCAGUCACUCUGAGCACCACGAUCACGCCAUCUUCUUAACCAGGCAAGAUUUUGGGCCUGCUGGUAUGCAAGGGUAUGCUCCUGUCACUGGCAUGUGUCAUCCAGUCCGAAGCUGUACACUCAACCAUGAGGAUGGGUUUUCAUCAGCCUUUGUUGUUGCUCAUGAAACUGGCCAUGUGUUGGGAAUGGAGCAUGAUGGGCAAGGGAACAGAUGUGGCGAUGAGACAGCAAUGGGGAGUGUUAUGGCUCCCUUGGUGCAGGCUGCCUUUCAUCGUUACCACUGGUCCAGGUGCAGCGGCCAAGAACUCAAGAGAUACAUACACUCUUAUGACUGUCUUCUUGACGACCCUUUUGAACACGAUUGGCCUAAGCUUCCUGACCUGCCAGGCAUCAACUAUUCCAUGGACGAGCAGUGCCGCUUUGAUUUUGGUGUCGGCUAUAAAAUGUGCACAGCGUUCCGCACCUUUGACCCAUGCAAGCAGCUGUGGUGUAGCCAUCCAGAUAACCCCUAUUUCUGUAAGACUAAGAAAGGGCCUCCACUUGAUGGGACCGAGUGUGCCCCUGGAAAAUGGUGCUAUAAAGGCCACUGCAUGUGGAAGAACGCUAACCAGCUGAAACAGGAUGGCAACUGGGGACCCUGGACCAAAUUUGGCUCCUGCUCACGAUCCUGUGGAACUGGAGUUCGCUUCCGAACACGCCAGUGCAACAAUCCAAUGCCAAUUAACGGAGGUGAAGAUUGUGCUGGGGUCAACUUCGAGUUUCAGCUUUGCAAUACAGAAGAGUGUCCAAAGCACUUUGAGGACUUCCGAGCGCAACAGUGUCAGCAGCGCAAUUCUCACUUGGAGUAUCAGAACAGCAAACACCACUGGCUGCCCUAUGAACACCCUGACUCUAAUAAGAGAUGUCACCUGUACUGCCAGUCCAAAGAAACAGGAGAUGUUGCUUAUAUGAAGCAGCUGGCUCAUGAUGGGACUCGCUGUUCCUAUAAAGAUCCAUACAGCAUUUGUGUUCGUGGAGAAUGUGUGAAAGUGGGUUGUGACAAGGAGAUUGGUUCCAAUAAGCUUGAAGAUAAAUGUGGUGUCUGUGGUGGAGAUAACUCUCAUUGCCGAACUGUGAAGGGAACCUUUACCCGGACUCCCAAGAAGCUUGGGUACCUUAAGAUGUUUGAUAUCCCUCCUGGUGCUCGACAUGUGUUUAUCCAAGAAGACGAGGCUUCUCCUCACUUUCUUGCAAUUAAGAACCAGGCUACAGGACACUAUAUUCUGAACGGAAAAGGGGAGGAAGCCAGAUCCCGAUCUUUUAUCGACCUGGGCGUGGAGUGGGAAUACAACAUAGAAGAUGACAUAGAAACUCUCCACACGGACGGACCCUUGCACGACGCAGUGGUUGUGCUGAUCAUUCCUCGGGAGAACGACACGAGAUCUAGUCUGACUUACAAAUACAUCAUUCACGAGGAUUCAGUACCAACUAUCAACAGCAACAACGUCCUACAGGAGGAAAUAGAUACUUUUGAGUGGGCGCUAAAGAGUUGGUCCCAGUGCUCCAAACCCUGCGGUGGAGGAUUCCAGUAUACCAAAUAUGGGUGCCGCCGGAAAAGUGAUAACAAAAUGGUUCAUCGCAGCUUCUGUGAAGCCAGCAAAAAGCCAAAGCCCAUUCGGAGAAUGUGCAAUCUUCAAGAAUGCACACAGCCUCUCUGGGUAGCAGAUGAGUGGGAAUACUGCACAAAAACCUGUGGGAAUUCUGGCUACCAGCUCCGCACUGUGCGUUGCAUUCAGCCCCUUCAUGAUGGUGCAAACCGCUCUGUGCAUUUCAAGUACUGUAGUGGAGAUCGCCCUGAGAGCCGCAGGCCGUGCAACCGAGUACCGUGCCCUGCGCAGUGGAAAGCUGGACCCUGGUCUGAGUGUUCUGUGACCUGCGGGGAAGGAACCGAGACCCGGCAGAUCAUAUGCCGUGCUGGUGACCGGUGUGAUGGAGAAAAGCCAGAAUCAGUGAGGGGUUGUAAACUCACUCCUUGCAACGAUGAGCCCUGUAUGGGAGACAAAUCUAUCUUCUGUCAAAUGGAAGUGCUUGCACGUUACUGUUCCAUCCCUGGCUACAAGAAGUUGUGCUGCGAGUCCUGCGGCAAGCGCAGCAGCACCCUCCCACCGCCCUUCCUUACGGAAGCUGCUGAAACUGAAGAGGAAGUGAUGUUUGAUCAAAGCCGUCUGCCUAGGGCUUUGGCGAUGCCGACAUCUUCAGUGCCCCACUACGCUGGGCUCCUGCCUGGGAGAAGUUCUCUGGGCAGGCUUCCCUUUGCAGAGGAGGAGGCAGCUGCGCCCACCUCCCUGUCAAACACCGAGCCCAAGGGUGCUGAGUUUCCGCAAGGGAGAGCUCGUCCGGCAAGCAAGACUUCUAGGCUGUUUGCAUUGCCUCACCAGCCGCCUGCCAACAGCAGCAGUCUCAGUGCUCGUCAAGGCCAGGCUUUGGCAGCAGCUGUUCCUGUGGGGCCAACUAGGAACACUGCAGCAGGUGCUCUUUCUCCCUCGAGAACCUCAAGGCAGAGUGAGAAGCAUGGAGACAAGAGAUGGCCUUCGAGGUCUUCCAGUGUGGAAAGAGGAACAUGAAUGCCACAGGGAGGAGAGUAACGGAAAGAGGGUCUGUUGGGCUUUGAUUUCUUUACUUCUGGACACUAUGGUGCAUGCUGCUUUCCCCAAGCAGGAAAGGUCAUUCUCCUUGUAAAUAACAAAGAACAAGAAGUGCUGGUUCACUUUAGAGUUGCUCCCGUCCUCCUCCCACCCGUGGUUAUCUGGUUACUUGGAAUGCAUUGGAGGAAAGCACCAAAGAAUAGUCCUAACAGUGAGCAAAACUUGCUGAGGGCGUCAGUCAAGCUCUAGUAGGGAAAAGCGGCCUUCACCUCAGCACUCACCUCAUGGUUUUUAUUUUCAGACGCUCACGUGUCGAAAAUACCCCACCACAAGAGGUACCAGACGUUUACAACUUUACAGAAUACUUUUGCAAUGGAACAACGGAAUCCAUAAGACUUGUUUUGCUAAUUUAUCUCUAGAAACGGAUAUUGUAUGAGCAAAUUUGCAGCUGUUGUGUACAUACUGUAUAUUGCAGAAGAUCAGUAUUAUUUUUAAGAGUUUUGUGCUGUCAGACAACUGUUUACCUAGGUUACAUUUCUGUACAAUUGCUAGGUGCCUGCCAUUGAGUACUGCCUUAUUUACAUUCCAUGAGUUGAUUUUUAAAGCAGCAUUAGCAUAAAAGGAGGAGUUCCAUUUUCCUAGGAAUUACAUCUGCUGACACUAGGAAAGGGUUUUUUAAAUAUCGACCAUGUGAUGCUUUCUUCUGGAGUAGGGCAAAAAAGUGUAAACUGAAAGACACAAGUCUACGUGUUGCCCACUGAGAGGAGGUGUAGAGAUUUUAGCGUAAUGCCGGGCACAGGUUGGAAAAAUGGUUUCUUGUGCCUGUGCAAUGAACAGCGACACCCACGGCCUCAACUUAGCAGGCAUUGCUUCCGUUCUGGAGUAGCAGUGCCAUCCCUUAAGUCUCCUUUUGCCUAAGAGGUCAGACGAGUGUAGGAAACCAUGUAUAUACUGUAAGUACUGUAAUGUCCACAAGACAAAAAUGAGUUGUGUUUUCCAGAUGAUGCUUGUUCUUUCUGAAGCUGAAAAAGCAUCACAGAGGUAGAAUAGGCACUAACAAGAAAUAGCUGUGGCAAGACUUAAAAUAGAUUGUUUUUUUUUUUCUUUUUCCUACUGGAAGCAUUGAUUUAAAGGUGGGAGAGAUAUUUAUUUUUCAGCAUGGUUCACCUCAAAAUCUCCACAACCACAAUGCAUCUGACUGCAAUCAUGUACCAGGAAUGUAUGUCACUAGCCAUCUUGUUCACAGUCUACCCAAUCCCACUCUCUCCUGGGUGUUGCUGUAAAGUACUUGUAUAUAGGACUGAGAACUAAAGAUAUUUAUUAAAAGUGGAAUUCUUGAUAGUAUUUUAUGUACUAAAUAUUUACACUAAGGGCAGUUGACUAUUCUUUUUGCCAAGAUAAAAGAGAGAGAUGUAAUUAGAUACCUGUACAUGCUAUGGCAUAUGGAUAGAACAGAAAUUUAAGCUAACUAAACUACUGUAGAGAAAUUGUUGAUCAUCAUCUUUUAAAAAAAAAAAAAUCCGAGGACAAUUUUUUCUUACAGGCAUCUCUAAGUUCUAUAUAGCUUAUUAAAGUUUCAUGUGCAAUUUUUGCUUCCCCAUACAAAAAUCCUCGUGAUUGACCCAUUUAAAAGAGCAGUGCAUAUAUAGCACUGAAAUACUGCCAAAUAAAUUAGGACUCCAUGGAUUAAAAUCUAGAAAGAAACAGACGUAGUGAUUAUGCAGGAUCACCAGAAUUAAAUCGGGAUGAGUUGUUUUGUCAGGAGACCUUUAAUGGAAAUGAGAACAUAGGUAGAUUAAUCCUGUUCGGGGGAGUAUAGGGUCAUGCUAUGCAGGACACAUCUUGCAUUGCCAUGGGCAUAAGCUAACCCACUAAAGCAUUGACUCGACACCUCGAAGGACCUGCUGCUCCCUUUCUGCAAGGCUUCUGAGGGUCAAAGAAAUUAGUGUUCAGUAGAUUGUACAGCCAUUCCCUGAGCCUCAAACAGACAACGAGGGUGUGUUGGUUACUUUGAAGUUCCCCAAGGUCAAAUUGUCUUUCUCUCUGUCUUUAUCUUCUACAUACGUACAAUAUGGGUGUAGAUAAUCCUUGUACCUUUUUGCUUUCUUGUCUACCAAGCUAAUUUCUCUUUCAUAAAAGUGUACACUACUGAUCCUGUUUGUUGUAUUGGGGAGCACGUAGCAAUAAAAACUUUCACC